Sinocyclocheilus grahami is the source of this 1720-nucleotide messenger RNA. It is a transcript of the gene hat1, whose product is annotated as histone acetyltransferase 1. Gene Ontology annotation, molecular function: histone binding; histone acetyltransferase activity. The transcript has 10 exons. The record is from RefSeq and is a predicted model, not a curated record. Gene Ontology annotation, biological process: subtelomeric heterochromatin formation. Lineage: Eukaryota; Metazoa; Chordata; Actinopteri; Cypriniformes; Cyprinidae. Bases 100 to 1221 code for a protein of 373 amino acids. Gene Ontology annotation, cellular component: nucleus.
CCGGGAGAUUUCCUCCAAUGGCGUUAACGCGCGGAAGCACGUGGGUAAACAGGAAGUAGUUUCGGCAUUUGGCGCGUUGAGCGGAGAAGACGUGCAGAAAUGGCGGCUAUGAGUGACAUGGAGAAGAAACUUGCAGAGUAUAAAUGCGACACCAAUGAAGCUGUAUGUCUGAAAUUAGUGCGGUUCCCGGAGGAUAUAGAUGACGAAAGCACAACGUUUCACCCUGAGUACAGUCAUCAGCUGUAUGGAGAUGAUGAAGUGGCGUUUGGCUACAAAGGUCUUCAGAUCCAGCUGUACUACAGCGCAGGGAACCUGAGCACCCUGUUCAAAGUCAAGUACACGGCCAGGGUCACAGACACGUUUGACUGCGUGGAGCCAGAUGAUGUGGAGGGCAAGAUCAGAGCGAUCAUUCCUGCUGGUUUCUGCUGUAACACAGAUGACUUCAUCUCUCUCCUGGAGAAAGAGGCCAACUUCAAACCCUUCGGCAGCCUGCUGCACACCUACAAAGUUCACAAUGUGGAGGCAGGAGAGGAUCUCACCUUCCAGAUACACAAGGUGGAUAUCUCGUGUCCAGGGUUCAGAGAGUACAAUGAGCGCUUGCAGACCUUUCUCAUGUGGUUCAUUGAGACGGCCAGUUUCAUCGAUGUGGAUGACGAUCGCUGGGAUUUCUUCCUCGUCCAGAUGCUGGUCUUGCCACCAUUCCAGGGAGAAGGACACGGGGCUCAGCUCUUAGAGACAGUCCACCGAUACUACUGCACUUCUGCUAAAGUACAGGACAUCACAGCGGAGGACCCGACUGAAAACUAUGUGAAGCUGAGAGAUUUUGUGCUGGUGAAGCUGUGCUUGACUCUUUCGUCCUUCUCCAGUGAGAAACUCUCUCAGGGCUUCAGUGAAGAGAUGGUGUCUGAGGCCAGAGAGAAACUCAAGAUCAACAAGAAACAUGCACGCCGUGUUUAUGAAAUCCUGCGCCUCCGAAACACAGACAUGAGCGAUGAAGAGAAAGCCAGAGAAUUUCGUUUGGAGGUGAAAAAAAGACUCUAUGGACCCUACAGAAAAAACCAGCGUGAGCUGACUAAGAUGCAGAAAUGUUUGAGGCCAGAGGAGUUGGCGUCCCACAUCAGCCAGAUGGACACGAGACUGCAACACGAGGAGCUGGAGAAAAGCUACCAGGAUGUGCUGGCGGAGUAUCGCAGAGUCCUGGAGCGACUGGCUCAGGCGUGAACACACGGAGACUUCUGCUGGAAAGAUCUGGAAAAGACUGGCCCACACACACACACGCACACACACUGUUCUAUUGCAUUGUAUCCAGUGUUAAUAAGGGUUUAAACCUGACACAUCUGCAUUUGUUACUUGUGUGAUAGACAAGACGAUGGGCAGUUAUUCACGUAAUUAGAGAUGAGUGCAUUGGUCUACUGUGAAGAUGAAGAUUUUUGAGUUGAUAUUGUUAUUGGUUUUUCCAUCAAACAUUUUCCUUAAAAUGUAAAAAUGUAGAUUUUGAAGCACUUCCUAUGAAAAACAAAUAAAAUGUUUUGUAUAUUGCUCAAAUGUAUCUCUUUGGUGAUGUGUCUAAAAUAAAAAAAAAUCUUAAUUUUACUUAUCAGACUGUAACUCUGCACUGUUUGAUGUUACGGUGUUUAAAACUUACAUAAUACAUUAUGUGUUUGAAAUACACAGCUAAAAGUUUGGGGUAAGUUUUUUGGUAACACUUUAUUUUAAGGUG